CUGGUCGUGGUGGCGGUGGCCCAAUACUCCCCAAAGAGCUGAAAGGAAAAAGAAAAGAUGUCCAAAAUUGUCUCCAGUGUGGACCGGGUCUGUUUAUAAUUUGCUACACAUUUGGGAGGAAAGUUGUUAAAUUAAGUAAUCGCUUCAAAGCUGUGUGUGUUCAGUAGGUCAGAGGUCUCCUGGAGCGCUCAGAAGUGCUAGGCGCGUGCACGUUCAGUACAGCCUCGCUGGUAGAUUUGGGUCGUGCGCAGUCGUUUCAUACGACCUGCGUAGUCGUUUCAUACGUUUCCACUUGACCGUCUCUUCCUCCUGUGUAGCCUUUCCUCUUUAAGGUGCGUCUGGACACUCAGUGCUGCACUGUCUGUUUAUUGCACGAGACAGAACCGGCAGCCAAAAGAAAGCUCAGUAGGAAAGGAGUUUUACAGCUCGCAGUUCAAAUGUAGGCUCUCUGUGACCCUCCUGGGUGAGAACGUCUCACCAGAGCCAUCCCCCACAUACCUACCUCUCGCGCCAAUGAAGAUAUGAAGGAUAUUUUGGGGAUUUUUUCAUCUUUGGUGAAUAUUUUACUUAAACGAGGGGAGAUGUAGACAGGAGGCACUAGGGCAACGUCUGCCAUGGUUUGCAAUGACUCAAGGAGUAGUGGGCAGGAGGCUCGUCUGAUUUACGCCGUGACGCUGCCCCUGUCCACCGCCAUCAUGCUGGCUAACCUGCCGAUCAUCCUGGGCAUCGCCUACAGCCGUCAGCUCCGCAAUCCUCCAGGCUACUUCUACCUCAGUCUGCUGCUGGCUGACGUGGGCAUGGGCGUAGCUCUGCCCUUCAUCCCCUGGAUGGCGCUGGGCCGUGCCCUCCGCUUCUCCGCCUGUCUGCUGGUCCACGUCUUCCCCAACUUCCUGUUCCUAGCCUUCGUCUCCAACCUGCUUCUGGUCCACUACGACCGCUACGCUAGCAUUGCCAGCCCGCUGCAUCGUGCCCGUUCCUGGUUGUACCGUCGUCACUGCCUGACCCUGCUGGCCGCGUGGCUCCUCCCUCUGCUCUUUGCCCUGAUGCCCGCGUUUGGCUGGAACGGCCGAGAAGAGCGAGGCACCAACACAACCGCUCCGCCUGGUUGCGGGCGGCCAUGGCCGCCCGGAGACUCCUGCUGCACGUACCGAAGCGUCUUCCCUACUGCUUUCAUCUACCUCGAGGUGUACGGCCUGCUGGUGCCUGCCAUCCUCGCCAUCGCGGUCAUGACCGGCCGGGUGCUAUGGAUCACGCGUGGGCAGCUCCGGGGUAUCCAGCGGCUGGAGCGGGCAGUGGGUGACGCUGGGCGGCACCGGAGGCUGGAGCUACGCUACGCCCGCUGCGUGGCAGCCGUCACCCUGGCGUUCCUGGCCUGCUGGAUGCCUUACAUGGUCUACAUGCACGUCUGCAUGGCCUUCCUGCACCGCCGUGGUGAGCAAGGCAACACCAGGGCCCACACUGUGCUCCUGUGCACUGGGAUCGCUGGAAUGGCUUCUGUGCCCCUCCUGUUGGGACUUGCCAACAAGGACUACACCGACGCUGCUAGGAGACUGAUGGGUAAACUGUGGCACCGCAGGUCCAGGACACACCGGCAAAGGAACAUAGACCUUUGGGUAUUUCACAGUUAAAUCCAGGGCUUGUUGCCAGCAAUAUACCGCAAGUUUAGCAGUGUCAUUGUUCAGAUAAGCAGGAUGGAUUAUGAUAUUAUGUGAUUUUUAAAAUUUACUUGUUUUAUAACCCAGUCCUCUGCAUUGCAUUGUUGCGAUUGGGCUCUUGAUAAUUGUUGGAUGGGGUUCGUGAUUGUUGCUCUGGAUGCAGUACUCUGUUGUGAGGAUCUCCAGAAAGUUUUGAAUUGUUUGGAACUUCAGCUACAGAAUUUCCAGUAAUUUAGUCCUUCCAUGUGUCUUUUCUUCGGGCCACAGGCUUAUAGAACAGGACGGCAGGAGCAGCCCUGUAUGCUGACCCACCAACUCUAUCAGCAGCUAGUAGGAUCAGGAUAUUCAAACGCUGAAGGGCUCUUAUGUAAACUAUUUUGAACAGAGUCCUUUGUUAAAUAAUGAAUUAUUUCCAACCUGUGAUGAUAUUUUGCCUUUUAAAGCUGUUAUACUGUAACGGUGAGUUUACUGCAUAGACUGAGGUUUUUUUCCCCCCCUAAUGGCCUGGAUUCCAUUGCAAUUUAAGUCAAAUCGUGGUGGUGGAGCCCUCAGGUACAAUAUGAACAUUUGCAUUUGUUACGAAGUGUUUAAGAACCAGAGAAGACGACACUGGUGGAGGCACUCGUUACGUGUCACUCUCGCAUCGUCUGUUUUAGAAUUUAUUUCAUAAGGUGAAAUUAAAAGUUACACUGAGGGUGUACAAGUCAUUUCAUAUUUACAGGCCACAAAAAUUUUA
Messenger RNA from Electrophorus electricus (electric eel), 2391 nucleotides. Its product is annotated as G-protein coupled bile acid receptor 1. Gene Ontology annotation, cellular component: dendrite; plasma membrane. Gene Ontology annotation, molecular function: G protein-coupled serotonin receptor activity; neurotransmitter receptor activity. NCBI's taxonomy places the organism in Eukaryota, Metazoa, Chordata, Actinopteri, Gymnotiformes, Gymnotidae. Gene Ontology annotation, biological process: chemical synaptic transmission; G protein-coupled receptor signaling pathway, coupled to cyclic nucleotide second messenger. The record is from RefSeq and is a predicted model, not a curated record.